GGUGCCUGGCCCAAGGACGUGGGCAUCCUGGCGCUGGAGGUGUACUUCCCCGCCCAGUACGUGGAGCAGGAGGAGCUGGAGCGGUACGAUGGCGUGGAGGCCGGCAAGUACACGCGGGGCUUGGGCCAGCAGCAAAUGGGCUUCUGCGCUGCCCAUGAGGACAUCAACUCCCUGUGCCUGACGGUGGUGCAGCGGAUGGGGGAGGGAAACCCUGACGUGGAGGGCAUCGACGCCACCAACGCCUGCUAUGGGGGCGCGGCCUCACUCUUCAAUGCGGCCGCCUGGGUGGAGUCCAGCGCCUGGGACGGUCGCUACGCUGUGGUGGUGUGCGGGGACAUUGCUGUCUACGCCACGGGGAACGCGCGACCCACGGGAGGUGCUGGUGCCAUCGCCAUGCUGGUGGGACCCAACGCCCCGCUGGUGCUGGAGAGAGGUCAGUGCCAUGUGACCCCAGGGGUGACGAGCUGAUGGGUGCCACUCCUGGGGGCUGUACAUCCACGGCCCAGCCCCGGAUGGAGCUGCUCAGCUCUGGCACCACCAGUUCUGCCAGCCCCAGUGGCUGCCCGGCGCUGGAGCGCGAAGUGCGAGUGGCAGCGGGCUGGCAUCCAGCGGCCCUUCACCCUCGACGACUUCAAGUUCAUCAUCUUCCACACACCCUUCUGCAAGCUGGUGCAGAAGUCAGUGGGGCGGCUGCUGCUGAACGACUUCCUGGCCGCCCCCCACCCCGACACGGCGGCCGGGGUCCGAGCCGGCCUCUCUGUGGACAGUGGUGUGAAGCUGGAGGACACCUACACCAGCAAGGAGGUGGAGAAGGCGUUCCAGGCGGCCAGCCAGGAGAUCUUCAACCAGAAGACUAAGCCCUCUCUGCUCCUCUCCUCC
This is a messenger RNA of Phaethon lepturus (White-tailed tropicbird), 879 nucleotides long. RefSeq names its product hydroxymethylglutaryl-CoA synthase, mitochondrial-like. The record is from RefSeq and is a predicted model, not a curated record. The annotation marks the transcript as partial. Gene Ontology annotation, biological process: acetyl-CoA metabolic process. Lineage: Eukaryota; Metazoa; Chordata; Aves; Phaethontiformes; Phaethontidae. Gene Ontology annotation, molecular function: hydroxymethylglutaryl-CoA synthase activity. Gene Ontology annotation, cellular component: mitochondrion. The transcript is spliced from 6 exons.